This is a messenger RNA of Phanerochaete carnosa HHB-10118-sp, 3289 nucleotides long. RefSeq lists its product as uncharacterized. The coding region runs from base 207 to 3104 and encodes 965 amino acids. The record is from RefSeq and is a predicted model, not a curated record. Gene Ontology annotation, molecular function: ATP binding; ATP hydrolysis activity; ABC-type transporter activity. Lineage: Eukaryota; Fungi; Basidiomycota; Agaricomycetes; Polyporales; Phanerochaetaceae. Gene Ontology annotation, cellular component: membrane. The transcript is spliced from 11 exons.
CCACAAAUUCAUUUUCUUUGCAUGUAUGGUGUGUAUGCAGUGCACAUAUCAUACGUCUGAGCUACAGACAGACGAGACUUCUGCAUGUUUAACAUCUACAAUCCACCCGCAGCUCACCCUUGAAGCACCCGUCUAUCUGGCCUCCGAGCGCAAGUAGCUAAGUACUUCUCGCUGUCUUGCUGUCGCACCAUGCUCCGUUUCCUACCAUGUCAAACUCGUCCAACUGCCUCAACUUCGGCGUUGCCAACGGGACCUCUUGCGCCUGCCCUGUGGGCUUCGGCGGGCCUACCUGCGGGCAGCCUGCGUGCGGAGGCAACAUCUUCCAGGGCUCCAGUCGGCCGCUCGCGCCAAUUUCAGGGAACUUAGCAAAUCUUUCUGCGGCGAGCUGUUCCUGCGAGGAUGGCUGGACGGGCGUAGGAUGCAAUGUCUGCCAGACAGCGAAGGCGUGUCAGGCAGCAUUCGCUUCGGUGAGUCCACAGGGCUCGAUCUCCAGCAGUGCGGAUCUGGGGGCGUCGACUGGCCUAAAUGACACUCUGACAUGCAACAGUCAAGCGACGGUAUAUACGGCUGGGGAGAUGAGCUGUCAGGUCAACAACCCCACUCUGCAAGCACUAUACCCACUUUCAUCUACCCUGAACGUCCUGCGGACAUUGAACAAUUCUUUGACACCUCUGCCAAACACCACAGGCUUCGGGCCCAAUGGCUCCCUUUACGCCCAGCUAUUCUACGACGGCGAAGAGCAGUUCUACUGCACGGCGAACUCUUGCACUCAACAAGAAGGCUCUGACUCCGGGAGCUCCGACUGGACUUGCCAGAAUCUUCAGUGCCAAUGCAUUGCCAACUCUACCUUCUGCGGUCAGGUUCCAGCUACUGAUCUUUCAGGCGUGCUCAACACGCUCUCCGGCGCACUUGAAGUAUCCUGCGACGCACCAUCUCCUCAGAACAACACCGCGAAUUGUGCGUUCAAGCAGCAGGUCAUCAACCAAGUCUUCGGAUCUGCGGGCCUCUCUCUUACCGGAUGCACCUUUGGCGAGUGCGUUGCGCAGGAUGUGAUCGAUACCACGUCGGGAAACUCGACUACCUCGAGCGACACUUCGCAUGGGACGUCCCUUAGUGGUGGUGUUAUCGGCGGGCUGGCUGUCGUUUGCAGCCUUAUCGCACUCGCCCUGGCCUUCCUGCUGUAUGGAUGGCUUGUGCAGCGGCGUGCGAGGCGUAGUGGCUAUGGCGGACGGCCAGUCAGUUUUGGUGGCGUCACUGCCGAAUGGACGAAUCUCAGCUACUUCGUGCCUUCCACACAUGGAAACACUCUGUUCGGUGGGCUGCGGCGGCGGCGUCAUGCAAGCGACGACCUGAGCGACCACAAGGUCGUUCUCGACGACGUAUCCGGCCGGCUCGAGCCUGGCCAGAUGAUGGCCAUCCUUGGCCCUAGCGGUGCCGGCAAAACAACUCUGAUCGAAAUACUCGCCGGCAAGAACAAGACCGGUCGCAUGGCGGGUUCGGUGACUUUCCAUUCCCGGCAACCCAGGGUCGGCUUCGUGUCGCAGCAGGACGUGCUGCCGCCAACACUGACCGUUUAUGAGGCGCUGCUGGUUGCUGCGGAACUCCGGAUUCCAGAAAAUGUACCCAUCACGGAGAAACGUGCUCGCGUGGACGACGUUAUCGACAAGCUGGGCUUGACAAAGGUGCGGGACGUCCGCAUUGGUGAUGGCGAGAAGAGAGGCAUCAGUGGCGGCGAGAUGCGUCGGGUGAGCAUCGGCCUGGAGCUCGUGGCGCUGCCGGACGUCUUGAUCCUAGACGAGCCUACCUCGGGCUUGGACUCGGUUUCUGCGGCAAAAGUCACGAAGGUGCUACAUGCCGUAGCACAUGACGAACAGAACCCGACGGUGGUGAUAGCGUCUGUGCACCAACCGAGUUCACAGCUUUACCAUUCUUUCGACCAGGUUCUGCUGCUUUCGCACGGCCGCGCGCUGUACUCAGGGCCAGGCGGCUUUGCGCCAGCAACCUACUUCGCGUACCUAGGCGUUCCAUACCUUGAGGGGUACAAUGUCGCCGACUACCUGCUAGAAAUUGCCAGCGAUCCGCCCGUGUUGAUUUUCCAGGCGAUUCAGCCGGCGCUAGUGCCGGACACGCCGGAGCUGGGUGGUGGUCUCAGCAAUGAGACAUUGAUUAACGAUAGCACGCUCGAGAAAGGUUACUCUGCCGGCUCGAGUGUACACCAGCUGGCCCUUGGUGAUUUCAAAGAUGCUCGCCCGGGGUACGCGACAACUUUCUUGACGCAGCUUGAGGUGCUGUCAGGACGGGAAUGGAAGAUACUGAGGAGGGAUCUUACGCUGUUUUUCACACACAUUGCCGUAGCCUGUGUACUCGGUGUUUUCGUUGGCGGCCUCUAUUUCAAGACGGGGAUUACAAUUGCAGGAUUCCAGUCACGUGUGGGCUGCCUCUUCUUCUUGGGCGCUCUUAUAGCGUUUUCUACUCUGAGCGCGCUGUACCAUAUUAUCGAGUCUCGACCGCUCUUUCUACGAGAGCGUUCUGCGCGUUACUACGGCCCGACCGCCUGGUUACUUUCGCGCUUCAUCUUCGAUGUCGUACCGUUGCGCAUCAUUCCCACCAUCGUGGUCUCGACAAUAACGUACUGGAUGGCCGGUCUUGCACCGGACGCGACCCAUUUCUUCAAGUUCCUGCUCAUUCUCGUCUUGUACACUUUAGCCAUGACGCUUUUCAACUUCUUGCUUGCGUGCUGGUUCAACAAUGGCGGCGUAGCCAUCCUGCUAAGUGCACUCACGGCACUAUACCAGAUGACCUUUGCGGGAUUCUUCGUUAAUUUGGGCAAUAUCCCACAGGCCAUUCGUUGGCUUCAGUGGUUGUGUCCUCUCAAGUUCACGCUAGAAGCGCUGUCCGUGAACGAAGUCGGCUCGGGCCUUAUGAUCCAGGACACGCUGCAAGGCGUGCCAGUGGACCUUUCGGCGAGUUUAGUCAUGGACCUACUGUUUGACUUUGGUCCAGGCAACUAUUCUCGGGAUGUGUUGGUGCUGUUUGGGUUCGGUGUAGGGUUCGCUGUCAGCGUCAUUCUCGUCGUAACGUUCCACUUGCGAGAACGCAGAUAGCUGUGCGAGCGUCGGAUUGCUUGAUUGUUGGUUUGUGUAUUUAUGUGGAUCGUUGAUUGUAUAUCUAUAUGGAUUAUCGAUUUGUAUAUCAUAUUUAUAUGGAUUGUUGGAUUGUAUAUUAUAUUUAUGUGGGUUGUUAGCUUGCAUACCUACGUGCUGCGCCCUCGGUCAUGAUUCCUCCCACC